AUGACGUACCAACACGAACCCGAGGCUGUCCUAGCGCAGCUCCGCGAGUCUCGUCUUUCAUCUGACGAACGACGCAAAGCGCUCGACACGUUCCGCACAGCCAUCGAGGCUCUGGAGCCCCAAACUCUCUCGUCGAUUGCAAGCACCGCGAUCCGCAACAGUCCCAAUGACGUCCGUCGCGUUGCUCUCCAGAUACUCUCGUCCCGCAUCGAGUCUGAUUCGUUUCGGGAAGUCACGGACGGCCACAGCCAAGAAGCUGUCAGCGAGCUCAUGGAAGCAAUCGAAGGCUUUCUGAGGACCACGCUCAAAAUCCAGAGCACAAGGGCUCUCUCCACCACCUCUCGCCCCACACUUGAUAUCGCCAGCCUCUCUAUAUCGUCGCUCCGAGCUACGGCUGCUGCGCUGAAGACGCUGCAUGCGCUGAUCCGUCUAGCCUCAUCGAACAAGGGACGGGCUGCAAUAUCAUCUUCACAGAGCGUUGCUAGGCUUCCAGGCCUGCUCGCCUUGUUCGACAUUAUCCUUCCAUGUCUCUCAGCCGGGGCUCGAGUAUCCCGCCCCGCGACUGGCUCUAUCUCACGGUCAAGCUCGAGCUUGCAGGUUGGCGCCUUUUCUUGGAACAAUUCGUCCGCACUUAAACGCACACAGUCGUCGUCCAUCAAGCUUGACGGAGACGCUAGCUCGGAAUCUCCAGCUUUUCGACGUCACGAGGAGGAUCUUUCCGCUGAUGAAACAGAUCGCAAGAGCGACAAGAGCGAAAGCGAGCGGAGUGACUUUUCAUCGGCCUCUGUGAUUACUGCAUCAUCGCGCUCCCGGAAAGACGAGUCGCGGCUGCAAGAAGCCACGACUAAGCUCAUCCGCCAGAACGCUUUGCACUGUCUUAUCGAGCUCAACCGUCGAGAGUCUCGAGCUCUCAUAUCACGUUGGAGCGAGCUUUUACCCGAUCAGCCUGCCCCGCUCAACCCGCAAAGUGCUACUGCAACGCCGUCUUCCGCCUCACGCUUCCCCGCGUCCUCUUCCACCUCGACAGCCUCUUUCUCUCUCUGCACACUCAUCACACAAGAUGCAUCGACUUCGGUCCGUAUCGCAGCGAUGGAGACGCUGGGAUCGCUCCUCACACUAGGAUCACAACAGCUCUCAAUAGCGCAAGAACGAGCUCAACGUGCAUUGUCAUUCACAUCGCUAUCGUCGCAGUUGGCGAGUUGGAUCGUCAACAUUCGCACGUAUCUGGUCGUCGCGCUGCAGCGUGCUGCCACUGCCCAGCGUGCGUCUGCUAAAGCAGAAGCAAGUGUGGGGCUUACCAGAUACCCUUCAUUGUUGACGGUGGCAUUGCUGCAGUUGGCACGUACGUUUGUGGGCAGCACGGCAAAGGCGAAGCUCGUCACGCCCAACGCUAUGGUGCUGGGACCAGUUGUCACGCCUUUUGCCUCGCACAGUGAUCCGCAGGUACAGGCGGAGGCCAAAAGGCUGAUUGCUGCAAUAUCACCGACGUCUGUUGCGGCUCGAGACAAAGCACAGGGCUUGCGUGGCUUUGCCACACGCAUGGACAGCACCAUCUCUUCCUCCGGAGCAGAGAACUCUGCUUCAUCCCAAACAUCGCCCUUUGCGGAGGUUCAGAGCCUGGACCUGACCAAUCUCAUCAGCGAGGGCAUAACCGCCUCGCCCGAGACGUGCAACCGCGUUCUCACUUUGCUUGAAGCGGCUGAUAACCCAGUUGCCCAUCUUUCCACCUGGUCCGUCCUUGUCAAACAUCUGGCAGAACCUUCUGCACCACAGCUCGAUUCCCAAGCACCUUCACGCGUGAUCGCGAUGUGGCAACGUCUAUGCAGCGAGUCAAGGUUGACGUCAGAUCAGCUGUGCACCCUUCUUUCGACGAUUCCGGACCUCUAUGGAGCGCUUUCGAGGCAUUCCAGACUGGACAGCCCUGUGUCGAGUGUCAUCUUGCAAUACGUCGAACGUUGCUGUGCAAGCAACGACGAGGGUAUCCGAGCAGCAGCCGUGCGCGUGUUUGGCCUGCUCGUGCUGCCCUCUGACACCACCAUCAAGCAGGACGACCAACCUCAACGAGCUAUUUCCGAGACCUUGCAUGUCAUCCUGUGGGGCCGUGGCGAUACGAAGCAAACCGGCGCCUUGCACGACAACUCGACCUUGGUACGCCAGCGAGCAGCGUGGACAUUCUCGAACUUGGUUGAGGCACGCUUCCGCUCUUCGACGCACAUCGGCGAACACGAAUGGAUCGCACAAGCGAGAUACUGCCUCGAGGCGGGCAAGGAUAUCGAAGGUGUCGCUGUGUCGGCGUGUCGUGCAUCGGGACAUCUGCUGGCGUUGUUGCAACCUGCGCUGGCGUCGAGCUCGGUGUGUCGUUCGUUAGGCAGAUCGCUCCUCGAACAGCUUUGCAGAGUGCUGGGAACCACAUCGAAGCCGCCCAAGUCGAGAUGGAACGCAGCUUCGGCGUUGGACCGCGCGCUCUGUUCGGACGUGGUUUUGACCGCCCUUCUGGAUGAAGCGCUGAUGGAUCGAGUUUUGGACCUGCUGUGUUCGAACCUGGAUGCUAAGGUGUACAAGGUCCGUGUGAGCGCGGCGAACGCUCUCGUGUCGCUGUGCAAGUCGGAGAGCGCCAGUCGUCGUGACGUGCCAGGCGAGCGGCGACUUGGAAGGAUACGAAAAACCGCUGCGGCUCGACUAGCCGAACUCCAGCAGCCGACGCAAUCGAAAGAGGCGACGCUGUACUUGGAAGAACUUCGGCGACUCUUGGAUACCCUCUUAGCAUCAACUUGA
Molecule: messenger RNA, 2775 nt
Organism: Pseudozyma hubeiensis SY62
Lineage: Eukaryota; Fungi; Basidiomycota; Ustilaginomycetes; Ustilaginales; Ustilaginaceae
Exons: 1
Coding region: 1-2775 (924 amino acids)
Source: RefSeq, a predicted model, not a curated record